CGCUCACGUGACCCGAGACCCCGCCUCUCCCCGCCGCCAUGUUGCGCCUCCUUCCUCCUCAGCCGGUGGCAGCUGCGCAUCGCGGGCCGGUGUUACCGGCGGCCGCUUCCACCUCGCGGGCAGAUGCUGAAUGAUGAUUUAAACUGAACAAUUAAGGUAAAGAUUCAGAAGUGGAAAAGAUCUGUUUUCAUAACAAUGGCAGCGAAAUCGUCUCUCCUUAAAGUAAUUCUCCUAGGAGAUGGUGGAGUUGGGAAGAGUUCACUUAUGAACAGAUAUGUCACUAACAAGUUUGAUACACAGCUGUUCCACACAAUAGGUGUGGAAUUCUUAAAUAAAGAUUUGGAGGUGGAUGGACACUUUGUUACAAUGCAGAUUUGGGAUACAGCAGGUCAGGAACGGUUCAGGAGCUUGCGGACUCCCUUCUAUCGAGGUUCUGACUGUUGCCUCCUUACUUUCAGCGUAGAUGACUCUCAAAGCUUUCAAAACUUGGGCAACUGGAAGAAAGAAUUCAUUUACUAUGCAGAUGUCAAAGAACCAGAAAGUUUUCCUUUUGUGAUAUUGGGUAACAAAAUCGACAUAAAUGAAAGGCAAGUGUCAACAGAAGAAGCCCAGGCCUGGUGCAGGAACAACGGCAACCAUCCCUAUUUUGAAACCAGUGCAAAAGAUGCCACUAAUGUUGCAGCAGCCUUUGAGGAAGCUGUUCGAAGAGUUCUUGCUACUGAAGAUAGAUCAGAUCACUUGAUUCACGCAGAUACAAUAAACCUUCACCGGAAGCCCAAGCCCAGUUCAUCUUGCUGUUGACUGUUAAAUGCUUUUUUGCCAAUGUAGUCCUGACUAAAAAAAAUGGGGUUCAGGGAUAGAUCAAAUAAUGAAAAAUGGGUUCUACUUUAAUAUUAUUAAAUAUAUAUACUGCUGCUUUCUUGGGCGAUGUGGGGUAGAGAAAGAGCUUCCAUUCAGUGAAUGACUUAAUGAAUUCAUGGCAUCUUUUCUCCAGGAAAGUGUCUACUAAAAAUGUUCAUUUAACAUAAAUAUGUAAUUUGCAAAAGUAAUAAAUCAAAUGAUAAAUACUUCAAAUGAAAUUAUUAAAACUUGAAAGUUCUAAAAGCACUACUUCAGGAAACUUUUUCUUGAAUUCAAAUGCAAAGAAACAUUUAUACAUCCAUAUAUUUUUAUGAAAUUAGCAUUCCAUUUUUGGUUCACUAAAAUCCAUUUUGUAACAAAAGAAUACUAGAUAUUAAUAACUUCAGUCUCAAUGCAUUCCUUUUGAGUGGUACUUCAUCUGUAAUGUGAUUUUUUUUUUCUUCUUUUAAUUAUAAGUUUAAAAUAUAAAUCGGGUUUUCUGCUAUUAAUUACCUAGUGUCACUAAAAAUACU
Alligator sinensis (Chinese alligator) is the source of this 1373-nucleotide messenger RNA. It is a transcript of the gene RAB9A, whose product is annotated as RAB9A, member RAS oncogene family. Gene Ontology annotation, biological process: retrograde transport, endosome to Golgi; Rab protein signal transduction. The coding region runs from base 196 to 801 and encodes 201 amino acids. Gene Ontology annotation, molecular function: GTPase activity; GTP binding. The record is from RefSeq and is a predicted model, not a curated record. The transcript is spliced from 3 exons. Gene Ontology annotation, cellular component: lysosome; phagocytic vesicle; late endosome. NCBI's taxonomy places the organism in Eukaryota, Metazoa, Chordata, Crocodylia, Alligatoridae.